AUGACUGGUGGGCUCUGUUUCCCCCGCUCCCCCCUACAACCUAACUCAAAGUUUCGGGGCGGCUUAGGGGAAGGUUGUGGAGCUCCUAUCACAGUGGGGCUAUCAGAAACGCCGAAACUUUGGCUCAUGGGUCUGACUCUAAGCGAGCAGAUCUUGAUCAUAUGCAUCCAGGAUACUUUGUGUUGCUUUACAAAACUAAGGGGAAGGUCGCAUUGUGUGGACGCAAUUGAUUCAUGGUUUUCAACAAGUCCAAGGCCGGCUGUUAAUGACGAUCCAGCCACACCUAUUUCAGUCGAGGAACCCUCUGAAGAAUCAGUUAUAGAUGCUUUGCGGUAUGCUGGCUUCAGUGUCACUGAAAAUCAAUUUAUGAGGGCUCCAAAAGUAGGAACAACUCAGCACUUGAGCAGCGAUCAGCUUACCUCAAGCCCUCGAGGGCGCAAAACAUUCCCGUUCCCACAUGUAUUGCACACUGACGCGAGCUCCACAAGGGGAAACGCUCAAAUCGAAUAUGCCGAUCUGGUCAAAAAUCGUGGAUUAAUGAACCGGGAUGAUCUCGGCGGGGCCCAUCUCCCGGAUGAGAAGCUUACAUUGGAAAAGGAGGGAUGGAUGACGAAACAAAUCAACUUUUUUUCGGCCAGCUUUGCUCGGACGUUACACCGUUUACAUCCCAAGCCCAAUCAAAUACAAUACUUAUACACACGAAAACAUCUCAAAAAUUUGUCACUCAUCCUCACGAAGAUGCAAGCAAACGAUUUGACGGCUACGGCGUUCUGCUGGAUCGCCCAUCGGAAUGGAAGCUACGUUGAACGUGACCGAUUGAUCAAGAGCUUCGAAUCUUUGAUAACCUUCGUCACGUAUUACCAUUCGAAUGUUCUAAAAAAACUCCAUGUCAAAACGGAUGUGAUCCAGAGUUUGAAUCAGACCCUUCUAGAAUGGCUAUAUGCAGAAAUAUUGAACCCGCCAAUUGGCUUUCCAAUCAUGGGUGACAUUACGCGUCAAAAAGUCAGCUAUUUGUUGGCAGAAGAGCAGCCGAUGUUUGGAAAAUUGAAUGCAUUCUUGGGCCAUUUCUUUGGCCAACUCAAACCCCAACCCAAACCUGCCACCCUUUCUUGUAUCUUAAUCAAUUUUUGGUAUUUCUCCAAGCACACUCAGAUGUGGAGAAAGGUUUCCGAGGAUCAGGAUCACUGCUUAGCCCUGAAGGAACAGAUUGAGGGGAGUGCAUCUGUUCCAUACCCGCGUUACUUUCUUUCUCAAUUUCUUACUUGA
This is a messenger RNA of Puccinia graminis f. sp. tritici CRL 75-36-700-3, 1266 nucleotides long. RefSeq lists its product as uncharacterized. NCBI's taxonomy places the organism in Eukaryota, Fungi, Basidiomycota, Pucciniomycetes, Pucciniales, Pucciniaceae. Bases 1 to 1266 code for a protein of 421 amino acids. The record is from RefSeq and is a predicted model, not a curated record. The transcript is spliced from 7 exons.